CAAACUAAAUAGUUGGCGGCUGGAACCUAGGAAUUCGCAAGACAUCUAGACAUAUUACUUUCAUCAAACAAACACAGACUGACCAUCAAGGUCUACAAGACGUUGACUUUGCAUCAUGCCACCACCUUCUUCAGAGCCUCCAAAGGCACAAGAGAAACAUGACGCCGAGGCGACCAUUAGGAGAAACCCGCACCCAGAUUUCAAUAAAGUACAAGCUUCACGGCCAGAUUGGGACGAAUCAAAGAAGUGGAGCUUCUCAAAAACACGAGAUCCCUCUUGGACUUAUGGCUCUGGCGCAACGGAUAAAUCUGGAGAAUCAAAAUCACACGUGGCGAUCGACCCCUAUGAAGAAGGGAGACCACCAGUGUUCAACUAUAAGCUUAUGAUUUCAGGGAUUGUCCCUCGACCAAUUGGGUUUUUGUCGACGAGAUCCAAGGAUGGCUCAUCCACCAAUCUUGCUCCAUUUUCUUACACUCAGAUGUUCAACCACGAUCCUCCUAUCUUUGGGGUCGGAUUCAGUGGCGGUAUUGACAACGCCAAGGACAGUCUGAAGAACCUGCUGGAAACGGGUGAAGUGGUUAUCAACAUGGUGGGGGAUCACUACCUAGAAGCUAUGAAUUCGACGUCGAUUGAUCUACCCUACGGACAGUCGGAGUGGGCGACCUCUGGUCUCACACCAGGAGAAACCAAAGUUGUGUCGCCAUCACGUGUCAAGGAAGCAAUCUUCAGCAUCGAAGGAAAGUUGCUCAACACGCAGGAAUUUGAGUCGCGUGUCAAUCCUGGCAAGAAAACAGGGGUUCUGGCAGUGAUUGAGGGCCUUCAUUUCUGGGUUCGGGAGGAUGCGAUCAAUGAAGACCGUAAUCUGAUCGAUCCUGCGGUGCUCAGACCCAUUGCUAGACUGGGCGGUAUCACGUACGCAAGGGUCACGGAUGGAGUGGAGAUUCUUCGCCCAGUGUUGCAGAAAGAACGGGACGCGGGUAAGAUCGGGGAUGACUUGCUCCGGCCAAAGAUUUGAGACUUGAAUGGAUGGGUGGUGUCUGUGAAGGCUCCUUGGUGAGUGGUCAAGAGUACUGGCGGAGAGUCCAAGGAUGUAACAAGUAGGAGCAUGAUCAAGCGGUCUAGAGCGAAUUCCUCUACGCCACAAGCCGGUGAGACUUUAUGC
This is a messenger RNA of Exophiala mesophila, 1162 nucleotides long. RefSeq lists its product as uncharacterized. Lineage: Eukaryota; Fungi; Ascomycota; Eurotiomycetes; Chaetothyriales; Herpotrichiellaceae. The record is from RefSeq and is a predicted model, not a curated record. The coding region runs from base 116 to 1015 and encodes 299 amino acids. The transcript has 2 exons. Gene Ontology annotation, molecular function: FMN binding.